Molecule: messenger RNA, 1863 nt
Organism: Pollicipes pollicipes
Lineage: Eukaryota; Metazoa; Arthropoda; Thecostraca; Pollicipedomorpha; Pollicipedidae
Exons: 12
Coding region: 193-1863 (556 amino acids)
Source: RefSeq, a predicted model, not a curated record
CGCCGCAGCUCCGUGGUAGCCGGUGGAUACGAUGAGUUCUUCACGCCGACAGAUGGCAUCACCUCUCAGCCGGAUGGUGAGCGCUCGCCAGCCGCCAAACGUCGCGGCUCCGGCAGGGCCACGGAGUUUCGGAACGAUGUGGAUGGUACUGGAUCCAAAAAGGGCAGUAGAAGAACGAGCAAUGAUCGGACGAUGUCAGUUCGGCGGAAGGCCUCGGCACACGGAAGAGACAUCAGGAGGCUGGUACCUGCUAGUGGCGCUGGCUCGGCGGACAGCGCGCCGCUGGGCGUCAGGAGCACCGUCAGCGGCUUCCUCGACGGAAACUACUACACGUCCAACGACUCCGUGCCCCUGGUGCAUGUGUCGGAGAGCUUCAGCCGGCUGUUCCAACACACGUCCGAUGAGGACACGGACAGCGAGGUGGAGGAGUUCAUGGAUAAGAAGUACGGCACCGAGGCCAAAAACCUCCGGGACGCGCUGAAGCUGAACUUUAAUAUCCGUAAAACCGCCACUGGUAUUCCGCGUAUGGAAGGCCACAUGCGGCUCCCAGACCGUAAGACGGCUCAGUCGGACGCCAAGGACCUGUUGUACCGGGGUACUAGUUACCUGGUUGAGGCGCCGCUGCGCCUGGAGAGGUCGACGCGCGCCCUCACCCGUACCGCCAUCGCCAGAGCCGUGGACGGGGAGCGCUCGCGUCGCAUGUCCGAGAUCCAGUCGCGGGGCGCAGCCGUAUCGUCCGGCUGGCUGGAGGUGCAGCGACAGCUGAAGCAGGUGGCGCGCCUGGCCGAGGAGGAGGAGAACGAGGCAACCAUCGCCGCUACGCAGGCCACCGAGGGGCAGAUGGACCUGGUGCGAGAGCAGCUGGUACGGGAGGUGCACCGCAAGACCGUUCGUGAGGAGGUGACAGAGGCGCAACAGUGGAAACAGAUGUUCUUCAAGGGUAUCGCCAAAAACAAGCUGUCUCCGGAGGCCAUGGAGGCGGUGGCGUCGACAAGCGAGCACAUGUCCUCGGUGCUGAGCGAGCUGUCUGAGGCCUUCUCGUGCAGUGAGCUGGACGAGGGCUCGCGGGAGGAGGUGGCGGUGGAGCGCUCACUGGACCUGAUGGACGCUUGCCUCAACGAGCUGUUACGCUGUGUCCUCAUACAAACUAUCAAUAUCGAGGUCACCAUAGAGAGGGAGCGUCAGAUGCAGGAGUUCAAGCGGGGGCGUCCGGCGGCUGCGCGGAAGAGCCAGUCGGACGACGGGCCUGACGUGGGCUCGACCAAGCAGGAAAUCGGCAACUCGGUCGCCAAGAUCUUCAAGCGUGUCAACGACCGAGAGAUAAGGCGGGAGGAGCGCGUAAUCGACAGGGCGUCUGAGUACAAAUGCCUCGUUCAGGAGGACCUUAUCAGAAAGGUCUGGCAGCGUCGCGUGACGAGACUAUGCAGUCAUGAGAAGGCGCGCCGCAUCAUCGAGGCCGAGGACCCGGCCACCAUGGAGGACCCGACGCGCAUCGCCGUCAGCGACCACUGGGUCCGCGUGCAGGCCCAGAUGGUCAUCGACAAGUUCAGGGCCAAGAAGCCAAUGAACCGAUCGCUGAAGGAGGUGUUGCACACGGAAGGCGGCGAGCAGACCUCGGUGGGCAGCGCACUGGAUCAGCGCCUGCGCGCCGUCAGAAACCGCUUCAGGCGCCCGGCCGUCUACGUCUGUCGGGCCCAGCGCCACAAAAGCAGCAAGGCGGGCGGGUCCCGGGAGGAACGCCGGCAGGUCGCAGACCAGCGCGAGCAAGACCGCAACAAGCGACCGGAGAAGAAACGGAGCAGGAGCCACAGCCAGGUCGAGGGCCAGUACAGGUCACACUGGACGGCUCGCAUUCGGAAGUGA